AUGAAGGAUACAACUUUAUGUAAAAUCGCUCAUUUGUGUCCAAACCUACAGUAUCUGAAACUUAGCUCCUCUAAGAUAACCGAUAUAUCAUUACUAGAAGUUGCUUAUUCAUGCACCAAUUUACGAUAUCUAAGUUAUGGUUAUAAUGAACACAUCACUGAUGCAUCUAUAAUUGAGAUUGCACAAAAUUGCCCAUACUUAGAAGAUCUCACUUUAUGGAAAAGUGGUAUUACUGAUGUAUCAUUAAAACGAAUCGCUGAAUUAUGCCCGAAACUUCACACUCUAAGUUUGAUCGUCUGUGAGAAAAUAACUGAUGAUGGGGUGUGUGCAAUUGCUUCAGCAUGUCCAAAUAUGAAAAGCUAUAUGUUAAUGGCUUGCCAAGGAAUUACCGAUAUAUCAGUUAAAAAAAUUGCAAAAUCCAAUCUAAAUCUCAGAUAUCUUGAUCUUGUUUGCUGUUUCGAUGUUUCUGAUGAAUCUAUUUGCGAGAUAGCACAGCUUUGUCCUAAGCUCGAAGGACUUCAACUCCAACAUUGUAAUAUUACUGACGCAUCUAUCCAGACAAUAACACAUUCAUGUCACAAUCUACAGAAUCUCAAUAUCAAGAAUUGCUAUUCUAUUAGUGACGAAGCCAUUAAUACUUUAAUAAGCAGAAAGCCUAAUAUCAAUAUUCCUGGCUGGAAUCCGGUAGAUAUAGAUAGUGAGUCAGAUAGAGACGUCUAA
Molecule: messenger RNA, 720 nt
Organism: Acaulospora colombiana
Lineage: Eukaryota; Fungi; Glomeromycota; Glomeromycetes; Diversisporales; Acaulosporaceae
Source: the annotation of a GenBank genome assembly